Messenger RNA from Monomorium pharaonis (pharaoh ant), 2434 nucleotides. RefSeq names its product malonyl-CoA decarboxylase, mitochondrial. Bases 836 to 2353 code for a protein of 505 amino acids. Gene Ontology annotation, molecular function: malonyl-CoA decarboxylase activity. Gene Ontology annotation, cellular component: peroxisomal matrix; mitochondrial matrix. The transcript is spliced from 11 exons. Lineage: Eukaryota; Metazoa; Arthropoda; Insecta; Hymenoptera; Formicidae. The record is from RefSeq and is a predicted model, not a curated record. Gene Ontology annotation, biological process: fatty acid biosynthetic process; malonyl-CoA catabolic process; acetyl-CoA biosynthetic process.
AACAUAAAGGAUUACCUGAUUAAAGUCAAGUUGCAAGAAAACAACGUUUCUCUUUCGUCAUUAUAGCAUCCACUAGCGGAAAGCGCGCCUAAUAGCACGAGAUGUACGUUGUGCGAUUGAGGUUAGAGUCUCACAAGAUUCAAAUUUUAUAAUAUCCAUAUAACAUAAAUAAAACAAUUGUUGUGUAACCACGCAACAUUGUAGUUACAUCACUGUUCGGUUAUUGUAACAUACAAAUAACGGAGUAAUAUUAUAGCUUCAUAACUUUGUUACAUCACAUAUAUGUAGUAAAGUUUCGUAACUAUAAUAUAAAUAGAGUGUAACAUCUGUUACAUUACAUGUUACUCCCACGUUAUAUUGCAUUUAUAUUUGGUGUUUGCUGGGAAGUAAUUUUAAAACGCAUUAUUUUAAAUUAGAAUAUCGUAAUUUUUAAAAAAUUAUCUUAAAGUAAAAAUAACGAAACAAUCACAAUUUAAACACAAAAAUAAGUUAAACCAAUAAUAAUACGUAUGCCAAAUUCAAAUUGCCGCAACAAGAUGGCGGUAUCUGGAGCACAUUUUUUAUUGGUUGUUAGAUUGGUUAUUUUUAGGUUGCACUCAUAUGUGCAAGAGCACACCUUUGUGGUCUGUUCUUUCUAGCUGCACUGUUGCACCGGUGCUAUAAGUUAAAGUAAGACAAGUAUAUUUUUUCUCAUUCUAAUUUAUUGCACCAGUGCAACAGUGCAGAUAGAAAGAACAGACCAGUAUUCUUCCACCAUGUGCUGACCGAAUCGUCCCUCCAGCGAACAGAGACGGGUGCCUUAAGGAAAAGAAGAAGAUAAAUUAUAUUUGUUAUAAUGUUAGGAAAACUUCUCUAUGAAUUUCCGAAUAUUUAUCGUUAUAGAUUGGCAACUGAACUAAAGUUUGCAAAUACGUUAAAACGCAACGUUAAACGCGAAUAUGGAACGACCGAUUUACAUGCCAAAGCAAACACCACAUCCGUAGAUGAGGAACUGCAGGAAAUUUUUAAAUUCAAGGAUACUAACAUUAGCAAUUGGAUCAUAGAGAACAGGACACGUGCAUUCUGCGUUCGAUAUACAGAAAGCAACAAGGAUAAUCGCCAGCAAAUUUUGCGUACAUUAGCUUCACGGUAUGCUGUACAACACGACAAUAUAUACCAAGUAGCCAGGAAAUUAGUUUGCACCGAGCUUGAAAAUGAACGACAGAUGAUCAUUUACGAGAGAACUUUGAAAAACAUCCUUAUGCCUGCUUAUCACUGGUUAUUCGUAAUUAUGGGAAGAUUGCAGCAUGGUGUCAAGUUCUUGGUCGAUCUAAGAACCGAUGUUCUGGAAAUGAUGUCAGAAGUAAAGGAUACUGAUGAAAGUGUAGUAAUACAACAACUAAAUCAUACUUUGCGAGAUUUGCUCUUACUCUGGUUCUCCGUGGGUUUCCUACAAAUGGAACGAAUAACUUGGGAAAGUGCAUGCGAUAUAUUGCAAAAAAUCUCUGAUUAUGAAGCUAUACAUCCUAUAAGAAAUUGGUUAGACUUAAAACGCAGAGUUGGACCAUACAGAAGAUGUUACAUAUUCAUGCAUCCAUCAAUGCCGAGAGAACCUAUUGUUGUGUUGCAUACGGCACUAUGUGACGUUAUACCAGACAGCAUAAAAGGCAUUGAAGAAGCUGAAACUAGAAUUUUAGGGGGUACAAAAAGAUAUAUAACAUUUUUAGAAGAAGAUAAAUUAAAAAUAAAAGCGGCAAUAUUUUAUUCUAUAGUAUCUACGCAAAAAGGAUUACAGGGAAUUGAGCUCGGUAAUUAUUUGAUAAAAAAAGUAGCCAACGAGAUUAUAACCGAAUUCUCAGCUGUACAACAAUUGUCCAGUUUGUCACCAAUACCAAAUUUUAAAUCUUGGCUAUUUGAUAAAUUGAAACAAGAUGCAACAUUUAUAUUUACUACGAAAGAACAUAGAAUUGCAAAAGAUAUUUUACAAACGGAAAGUGUGAUAUCAACUUUAAAAAAGAUCCUGGGUACUUCAUUAUGGAUAAAAGAUAAGCAACUGUCAGAAUUUUUAAAGGAACCGCUACUUCGAGCAUGCGCAUGGUACUUAUAUAAAGAGAAAAGACGUGGCUAUGCUUUAAAUACAGUCGCUAAUUUUCAUUUACGCAAUGGAGCUGUGAUGUGGCGAAUAAAUUGGAUGGCUGAUCUUUCGCCGCGUGGAAUGACCAAUAGUUGCGGUAUAAUGAUCAAUUAUAGGUAUUUCUUAAAAGAUUCUGAGAAAAACGGUCAAAAUUACAUUGAACAUUUCAUUAUAAAUGCUACAGAAGAUAUAAUUAAUCUCGCGGCACAAGCGGAGAAGUUAAGAAUCGACAAAACAUAAUUGUGAAAGAAUUAUAUGAGAAUGUAUAUAUAAACGAAAAAAUGUUAUUAUGAUAAGGUAAUAAUAAUGAUGACAAAUGAU